Corylus avellana is the source of this 438-nucleotide messenger RNA. NCBI's taxonomy places the organism in Eukaryota, Viridiplantae, Streptophyta, Magnoliopsida, Fagales, Betulaceae. The record is from RefSeq and is a predicted model, not a curated record.
AUGGAAGUAGCCAACCAAAAACUGAUGUUCAUCGGAAUCAUGUCCCUUGUGUUUGUGGUAGCCACUUUUCCGACAGAUGCCAGAAAGCUCGAUGAAGUAGAUGAUGUUUCCUUAACCCCGCCCAAGCAUUUGCAUUAUGGGAUGCUACCCAAAGGUGUACCGAUUCCUCCAUCUGGGCCAAGCAAAAGAUCCUCUUCUCCUUCUCCUCCUCCUCAUCGGUUGCAUUAUGGGAUGCUACCCAAAGGUGUACCGGUUCCUCCAUCUGGGCCAAGCGAAAGAUCCUCUUCUCCUUCUCCUCCUCCUCAUCGGUUUGGAAUUGUAUUCCAUGGUUUGUCCAAGGGUCCUGUUCCUCCGUCUGUACUGAAUGUAGACUCAUUUUACGGCAACGGAAGGGGUCCGGUUCCUCCAUCUGCACCCAAUGCAGGCCCGGGGAAGUAA